AUGUCAGGAUGCCUUUUGGACAGAAGAAAGCUGCAAAAAAAUUCUAGUCUUUCAUUGAUGAAGUUUUACGAGGACUACCAUUUGUCUGCUUAUAUUGAUGAUCUACUCAUCGCCAGUAUGGAUGCUGCUGAACAUGAGGAUCAUCUGAUGCAAGUUUCCAAACGUCUGAAUGAUUAUGGUAUUCAAAUUAAAGUAGAAAAACCAUGCAAGAGGGGUCAGUUGCUCUUGUCUGGACUCGAAGCUGAUAUUGCCUAUGAUGCUGCUAAGGAAGCCCUCAGUGCAGUAACUAGUUUUCCCAGUCAAGAUGCUCCAACGUCCAUCACUACUGAUCUCUCCAACACUGGCACUGGAGCUCAUUUAGUAGAAGAAAGCAGUUCCACAUACUCACCGACCACAGCCACUCUCUACUAUCUUCAACUCCAACAAGUCUACCUACACUCCUCAACAACUUCGUCAUAUUGA
Penaeus monodon (black tiger shrimp) is the source of this 462-nucleotide messenger RNA. RefSeq lists its product as uncharacterized. The record is from RefSeq and is a predicted model, not a curated record. The transcript is spliced from 3 exons. Bases 1 to 462 code for a protein of 153 amino acids. Lineage: Eukaryota; Metazoa; Arthropoda; Malacostraca; Decapoda; Penaeidae.